AUGGUCAAGACACUUCCGUUUGGCGACCUGCAGGUCCCUGUUCCCGGCUUUGGCGCCAUGGGCCUCAAUUCUGCCAUGGGAACAGACCUCAAUCUUGAGCAGUCCGAGCCUGUUCUUCUAAAAGCCAUCGAGCUUGGCUGUACGUUCUGGGAUACUGCAGUCGCCUACAAGAAUGGCGAAAAUGAGAAGCUCCUGGGAGAGUUUAUAAAGAACCACAAUGUCCGCGAGAAGCUUUUUGUUGCCUCAAAGUGUGGAUUCGAUGUCUUCGGCCCGCAGCGGAAAGUAGACAAUUCCGCCACUCACAUAAAAAAGUACAUCGAGGGCACGAUCGAAAGACUUGGUUUCACUCCUGAUCUUUACUACUUGCACCGAAUCGACCCAAACACCCCCCUCGAAGAGUCCAUCACUGCCUUGGACGAACUUCGCCGUGCAGGAAAGACCAAGUACAUUGGUCUAUCUGAAUGCUCUGCUGAAACCCUGCGCAAGGCAAAUGCAAUCGCCAAGAUUGACGCCGUUCAAGCCGAGUACUCGGCUUUCGAGACCUUGCACGAGACAAGUGGCCUGAUUGACACAGCGAAGGAGCUGGGCGUGGCAUUUGUGGCAUUCAGCCCUCUUGGUCACGGCUGGCUUGUUGAUGACUUCCAGUUCAAGUCGCCGGAUGAUUUCGCCGCUACUGAUUUCCGCCGCACUGUUCCAAAAUUCCAAGGCGAGAAUUUCUAUAAGAAUAAGGCUAUCGUCGACGAGAUCAAGAAGUUAGCCAGUUGGAAGGGGUGCUCGGUGGCGCAGAUCGCGUUGGCUUGGGCUGCUGCGCAGGGGCUGAUUACAAUUCCCGGAACGACCAAGGCAUCACGGUUAACUGAGAACUGGGCAUCUCGUGAUAUCGAACUGACAUUAGAAGAGCUGGGGGAGAUGCGGACGAUUGUGGAUGCUGCGAAGCCGGUUGGUGAGCGGUUUGCUCCUAUCUUCCAGUCGAUGGUAGGCCAUUAA
Molecule: messenger RNA, 987 nt
Organism: Aspergillus puulaauensis
Lineage: Eukaryota; Fungi; Ascomycota; Eurotiomycetes; Eurotiales; Aspergillaceae
Exons: 6
Coding region: 1-987 (328 amino acids)
Cellular component (GO): cytoplasm
Source: RefSeq, a predicted model, not a curated record